GGUAAGACUCUAAAUUAUGGCAGAUGAGAGAGGUUUAGGCCUGGUUUAACCUCCCUACAGGAUUCCAGAGCUUAAUAUUUUCUGAGAAUUCGAGCCUGACUGAUUAUUUACUAAUUUCCCUCUUUUAUAUAAAAUUACUAAGGGAUUUGUUCCUACAUGCGGCUUAUUUAAAGGUAAUGGAGAUAAUAAUAUUAAUUACCUCUGAAAAAUUAGGUGCUUACCAAUAUUUCCUAAAGCUCCAUAUGAGAUUAUUUCACAUAUUUUUGAUAAAAUUUAGGCAAAUUUGUACUUUGAGUGAGAUUUUGGAGUUGGGUCAACUUUUAGCAAACUUUUAGCUUUUGAAAAGCAUCUCUGGAGUCCUCCAGAAGUGAGUGAAUGAAACCGAAUCCUUGCUCCAGCACUAAGCAUGACAGAUAACAAAAAUAGGCAUAGUCAUUACUUAGAGGAGAAGGAAGGAGAAACCAAAAUGUCUCUCUUCUCAGGUCAGAAAAGAAAAAAGAAAGUGGUUGGCCGCUGGUCGAGCGAAGAACACAGCAUCUUUGUGAAUUGCUUGAAGAUACAUGGUAAAGAUUGGGACAAACUCGAGGAAAUGAUUCCUUCCAGGUCAAGCGUGCAGAUCAGGUCUCAUCUUCAAAAGUAUUUUGAUCGUAUUAAGAAAGAGUUUAAGACAGAGAACCCAAUGGAAUUCAUCAAGAAGGAUCUAUGAGAUGAUUCUCUUGUUUAUAAGUUUGAUAGGGAAAGGGUCAAUCAGACUCUUGGUACCCAUAAAAUUCAGAACUUAAAGAAAUUACCUGAAGUGAAGCACCUCUCAAGUCCUAAGAAUGCACUUCAGAAUACUCAAAGUGUGCCAUUCCAAAGUGAUGAGCUUGCUAAUUCUAGUAAAAAGGAAGAGGAAAAGAGUCAGAAAUAAGAGAAUCUUGAAGGAAAACAGCAAGAAGGUGCCUAAAUCCAGCUCCUCUAGUGGGAGUAAUCUCCACCAGAAAGAAAGCAGUUCAGAGUAUUCCUCAGUGAAACUAUUUAAGAUAGAGAAAGUGGCCAGGGUUGGCACUGAGUCUUUCUCAAAUCCUGACAGUCAGAAAAUCAACCCUAAUGAGGAUGAAGCUGGGAGGAAGAGGAUUAUUACAGAUUUUAGCAGUAGUCUUGGCGUCAAGAGGGGUUGCACCCUUGUUGUCCUCAACAGAGGUGAGAUAAUUCUUCAAGGAAACCAGAUCGAAACUUCUGUUCCUUGCAAAGUUGAUAAGUUGAAGAACACAGUCACAGCAAUUGUUCCGACUAAGAAAGUGAGAAUUAUUAUUGAGGAAUUAGACCCCUCAAGUUUACAGGAAUCUUCAAAUGAGAAAAAGGAACCUUCAAGUAAAGCAUUGAGAAGGAUUAAGGUAUCUUCCACUUUCUCUAAAUCUCAGAGUACUGUAAAGAAGGAGGAGGAUACUCUCCAAGUGGAUGACAAGACCAUAGGAUUCGAUUCUAGCAUCUUGAAUGUACUUUCUAAGUACUGCAUAUGAAUGAUAUAAAUCUGAGACUAAAAUUACUCAGGAGUUAAUUUCAAAAGAUCAGCUUUAUUUAACACAUU
Messenger RNA from Moneuplotes crassus, 1570 nucleotides. Lineage: Eukaryota; Ciliophora; Spirotrichea; Euplotida; Euplotidae. The record is from the annotation of a GenBank genome assembly.